AAAACAAAACUUUUUAAUUUUCACUGUUUUUACAAACAGUUUAUUUACAGCAAACCAUUGGCCCCGAAGUGACCGCCGGAUGUGUUGUCCCGACCACUCGUGACCACCAAAAUGACCGCCAAAUCACCGCAACCACAGCAACAGACACUACAGUUGGCCACUCUAUCGGCCACUUAUAACAUAAUAUUACAGAUAAGCCUCAGAGUUGUCACGUUUGUGGCCAAUGCGGUCAUCUUGAGGUCCAUCAGUCGGGAUGUGUUUGGAGUGAUUAAUGUCAGGCUGUUACUGUUGUACACAACCAUCCAGUUCUUGAGCCGCGAGCCGUUCCGACGGGUGAGCAUCGGCGCCACCAAAACGCACGACUGGCCGCUUGUGGUCAAUCUCAUCAGUCUUUCAAUCCCAUUAUCGCUAGUCUUCGGCACCGUAUUGUCGCUGAUAUGGUAUUACAUACUGGAACGGCCGGACCCGCAACUGGUGGCCGAUUACGGGACAGGAGUUGCGGCCGUAUUCGUGUCGGUAGUGGUGGAGUUGUUGGCCGAACCGGUGUACGUGUGGGCGCAGACACAGGGCUUUAUCAAACUGAAAGUGGCCGCCGAAGGGCUGUUCCUAAUCGUCCGCACGUUAAUCACCGUAGCGUUUGUCGCCCAAUGGCCGCACCGGGCGGUACUGGUGUUCGCCGGCGCCCAACUCUGCGCCUCUGCCCUCUACACCGCCGUAUAUUACGUGUACUUUAUUGGCGCACAGAAGCAACGCUUCCGUCACUUUAUGCCCGAUUGGUUUGAUUCAAAACAGUCCUCUACUAUCGACCGAUCGUUGGUCGGCAUUACCGCGAGUUUCCUGAAGAACACGGCGUUGAAACAGUUCCUGACAGAAGGCGAACGCUUUGUGAUGACAUUCUUCCGGGUGUUGACGUUCGCCGAACAGGGCGUCUACGAUGUGGUCAACAAUCUCGGCUCACUUCCCGCCCGACUCGUGUUCGCGCAAAUCGAGGACUCGGGGUUCGUGUUGUUCACGCAGAAGAUUGACCGCCAGAGGGCGCCCACCGACCAGACGGGCACCGAUUUGCUGGAAUCGGCGGUUAUUUUGCGUAAUUUCGUACGACUCAUGUCUCUAUUGGGUCUAAUUAUACUGACGUUUGGCUUUAAUUACUCGGAGUUGGCUCUACUCAUGUACGGCGGCCGACAAUUGGCCGCCGGUGAUGGAGGACUGGCCACCCGUUUGUUGCAGUGGCACUGCGUGUAUGUCUUGUUUCUGGCGGUCAAUGGGAUGACUGAGUGUUUCACGUUUGCGGCCAUGAAUUCGCGUCAGUUGGACGCGUUCAACAAGAAUAUGGUGAAUAUAUCGGUGGUAUUCCUCGUCAGUUCGUAUCUGUUUACCAAUUGGUUCGGCGCUCAGGGCUUUAUAAUGGCUAACUGUCUGAAUAUGGCGGCCAGGAUUGUCAUCAGUGUCCGAUUUAUAAAUUCCUAUUACGGGAGCACUAAAAUCGAUGCCCCACUCAAUGGAUCCAUUCCUCACCUGUGGACUAAUCUGUCAUUUGUGGCCACUUUUGGCGUACUUUUUAUAAUAAAGCCAUACCUGUGCUGCGCCGCCGACUCAUCCAUCACUCAAGCGAUCGCUUAUGUAAUCCUAGGCUUAAUCUGUUUAGCGAUU
Medioppia subpectinata is the source of this 1650-nucleotide messenger RNA. Lineage: Eukaryota; Metazoa; Arthropoda; Arachnida; Sarcoptiformes; Oppiidae. The record is from the annotation of a GenBank genome assembly.